AACUUCGGUCUCAACACCAAAACAACGUCGAUACGGCCCGGCGCCACUUCCACUCCCUUAACAACCCUCAGUGUCUCUCAAAAAUUCCCUGCAGCACUCCGCGACGCUCGCAGUCAUCCCACCCAACCCGGCACAAUGGCCAGCGCAACCGGCAUCCCCGCCGUCCCGGCACCCAAGGCGCCCGCGACACCAAUUGAGCCACUGAACACAGACAUUGCGCGCAUCUACGCGCAUGUCCAUCCUGUUCUCGUUCUCUCUUUGUAUGCGUACAAAUUCAAUGAUCUCGUCGCCAACCCUGCACCGGUGCUCAUUAGCACGCUACUCCCUAUUGCAGUCCUGCAGGUUGUCUAUGUAGCCGUGUGCCUGCCGCCGACAAGCGGUACAGGCUCGACGCCACAGAUCAAGAAGCAGAAGGCCGGCGAGAAGAAGAAAGCUGUGCUUAGCAAAGUCGAGAAGGGUAUCAACGAGACGGUUGUUCCUGCGUUUCUCUCUCUUCUCCUUACGGCUCUGGCAUCGACGCCCCUCCUCACCGCAAUACUCGUCCUCUUCGGCGCACCGGUGACAACGCACCAAGCACAUACUCUUCUGGCCGGCGCACAUAUCGCAGUGCUGAGCACUCUACCGCUAGUUUACGUACAUGGAGUCAGUGGCGAGACCUGGCGAGAAGCUAUUGCGCUCUUGCUACCCAUAGACGAGGUUUAUGGGGGCCUGAUUGGCACUGUGCUGGGUGCUUGGCUGGGCGCCGUGCCUAUUCCGUUGGACUGGGACCGCGAAUGGCAGAAGUGGCCGGUCACAAUUGUCACGGGCGCAUAUGUCGGAUUUGCAAUUGGCAAGCUGCUGGGAGGCACACUGCUCAAGGGCAAGAAGAUCAUGUUUGAGUGACUCUGAGCAGUACCUCGAGUCGGCACUAGAUUUGUGUAAAUUAUUACUAGACAAAUACUCGAGCAAACUACAAGUUCGGUGCCUAAAAGUUCAGCUUCUCCACGCGCGAUUGCUUUGCGCAAUAGAUGCUCGAAGGACACAGCUACCGAGUCUAGUAGCCGUCUGCAGCACCCGACAAUACCGUCCUAAUACAACAUUUUACCGAAGCAAUUGGGAGCUGUCAGAUCUGCCGUUGCGUUGCAGCGUUCGGCUUCCUGCUCCUAUAGCCAUCCAAUGCACGCUAGCGG
Messenger RNA from Boeremia exigua, 1169 nucleotides. Its product is annotated as GPI biosynthesis protein Pig-F. The record is from RefSeq and is a predicted model, not a curated record. NCBI's taxonomy places the organism in Eukaryota, Fungi, Ascomycota, Dothideomycetes, Pleosporales, Didymellaceae. The coding region runs from base 136 to 882 and encodes 248 amino acids. Gene Ontology annotation, biological process: GPI anchor biosynthetic process. The transcript has 3 exons. Gene Ontology annotation, cellular component: endoplasmic reticulum membrane.